GACAAAGGUGGUGCACAGCAACCGAGCCAGUGGUGGACGGCAGGUGUGCGCCAUAGGCCGCGGCUGUCGUGCUCAGGGACGCUCCUAGCUGGUAGUCAAACUGAGUAUCCGCGUGUGUCACUGAGCUCAAGAUGCGUGUCGGUGACCUGGAUGGUUGACCUCUGCCGGUGGUCCGCCGUCUCCGAAGUGGCGUUUCAGGGCACGGCAUCUGGCGGCGCUCUGCGGCCAUGGGGUCGGCGGCGAGCGCUGUGCCACUGUGGGUGCUGACGGCUGCCCUGCUGGGCGCCGCGCUCGGCCGCCAGCCGUUCACGGUGUGCAACAACAGCUGCUGCACCGUGCUGCCCAGCUGCGGCGCUGCAGCAUUGCGAGUGUCGUGCAACUACUCCGGGGCUUCGAUGACUCUGCGAAGGGGAGAAAUUCCGCACAGUGUGCUGUCGCUCAGCAUAUCACAUGCGAAGCAAGUAAUCAUUCAUGAAGAUGCAGUAAAUGAUUUGAGCCAACUGACCAACUUCAGCAUUCGGGAUGUCGACCAAGUAGAAAUACGCAGACACGGAAUGGCGCUUUCUGCGAAUUCGGAAAUGAGGUCGGUGAAGUUUGAAGGCAUUGGGACACUUCGCAUCGAAAGCAACGCUUUUUCGGGAGUCUGGCAAGCAAGGGCUAGCAUUCGAAUCGGUCGCGUAUCACGUCUUCAUAUGAAGCCUAACGCCUUGGCCUAUAUGACUGCUGAGGUUGGACCCAGCCUCGACAUCUGGCAGGUUGAUAUGCUUGACCUAAGCUCCGGAGGGGUAAUGUCUCCGUUAUAUUACCUAAAGCUUAAUGGCGUUACCAUGAUCACAUGCAACAAGAAAAGUUUCCAUGGAAAAAUUGACACCGUGACACUGAACAACGUCACAAUUAUUGAAGUGAUGCCGGGUUGUUUCAGCGAUUUGCCACGUCUGAUCAUCCAAUCGAGUAAUAUCAGUACAGUCGAGACUCAAGGCUUUGUGGGCAGGAUCCUGGAAUUAAAGAUCAAAGACACCACUUUCGAACAAAUCAAACCGAUGGGCGUUAACGUCACGACCACCACUAUGCAAAUUGGCAAAUCACGUAUUGAAAAACUAUUUGGAAACGGCAUAUCUGCAAAGGCCAAGCUCGAGCUCAAACUUGAAGACCUGCAAAUCGACAAUUUAACCAAGGACGCGCUGGUUGGGCUGAACCUUUGGCGGGGUAGCCCACACCAGACCAUGGAAUUGACAGGCCUAGUCGUGCCGCACGCGGAAGACGGUUCGCUGGCGUUCGCCGACUGCGCCGAGAUCCGGGUGAGCAGCCUGCAUCUGACGCCACCCUAUCCGCGAGUCUGUCCCACGGAGAAGUGGGUGCGCCAGCUAACAGGAGCCGAGCCGAGCGGGGAGCUGAGCACGGCACAGUACCAAAUCUUCCAGGAGCUCUGGGGGGAACACCUUUGCGACGAAGAUAGGCGGACAUCUUUGCCCAAACAGCGCUCAGGUUGUGAGACAGAAACACGUGCUUCCGACGAAGACUUCAUCGAGUAUGACGACAAGUGGUACGACUAUGUGUACGCUGAGAGCGGAAAGGAGCAGGAGGUCGACGGCUAUAUGGAUUGGGAGGAUCAGCCCCUGGAUCACCUCGCUGAAUUAUCACCAGAAGGAGGCGACGGAAGACGCACUGUUGUUGUCAAUAGUGCAGAGGAUAUUGUCGCUGCAGAACGUCCAGAAGAAGCAGACGACUGUGUGACACUCAACGACUCCAAUUUGCAGCCUAAGACAGUCGAGCAUUCAGAGAGCAUCAAAGAGAGGGAGUUGGAGCGCAACGACGACCAUGAGACGAACACGGACUCGGAACACCCACCCGUAGCCAACCAUGGCCUGGGUUCAAAGCUGGGGCAAGAAUCCAACAGCUCCACAACACGUGUUCCCAACCAAAUCACGGACACUUCGCCAAAUUUGGGGAAACAGCAGGACACUCUGGCAGAGCCUGCAGGGGGAUCAGAGGUUCCAUCCGGGGGCGAGGGGCGCGCGGAGACCCCGAUCGCCCACGGCGGGCUGCUCGAGCAGCACCAGAUGCUGGUGUUCCUGGUGCUGGGAGCCGUGCUCUCGCUGGCUAUUGUGCUUCUGGUGUCCCUGCUGUUCCUGGUUUUGAAACGACGCCGCGCACACAGCGCCAAGCCGGCUCCGGACGUCCACCUCCUGGACCUGGUGGCGAGCAUUCCUCCCGCGUCGCUCGUGGACAGCGGGCGGACCCGGCCCACGUCCAGCGGCUCGGAGCCCGCCUCGAUGGAGGGCCACUUUUACGAGGAAAUCAAAGAGCCCUCGCUGGGAGUGCCGGCGUUCCCCGCUCCACUGCCGCCGCAGCUGUACCAGAAUACCCAGAAUGACCGCUCCCGCCUGCCUUUCGAGUAUGAACGGCUGCUAGAUCGCUGAAUGAAAUGAAUCCAGCAGAGAGGUGCAAAGUGCGAGCGGCGGAGUGGGCAAACUUCGCCGCAGCUGCAAACAUCAGAGGGUAGUCGACAGACUGAGUCACUGACCGCACUCUGGCAGUUUGGACUCUGGUGAACCGCCCAUGAACGUGUGCUGAAUAACCUGUAUCGGUGCUGACUGAACCGCCUCGGAGCUGGUGCUAGUCAACAGAAUAUUUGACAGAAGUAGCGCUGUGCCACCAGCGUGACCCGUUGACGAAUAUCUACGGACAAUUAGGUAUGUAAAUAGUGCAGUUUUGUAAAUGCCUCAAAUAACUAAAUUGCAACGUUGGUGCACCAGUGGAAGCUGCGCUAUAGCACGUUACGUACACUGGGAAGCUGUUGCGGUAUUCUUGCCGAAAAUGUGUUAAGAACACUGCAAAUGUCUAUACUUAGCUCAAUUAGGCAGGGGUGGACAAAUGUGCCGAGUUGGGGUAGCACGAGUCUUCCCAAUUCCACGACGGCUGCGCCGGCUUGGCUUUGGAGCCGCACCUGACAGCGGAGGUCAAGGUCACCGCCAGGGCGGCGGCGGAUUUGCUGCGCCCGUGCAACCCCAACUCGGCAUAUUUAUCCACCCCGGCAAUUAGGGGCCUGUUUAGGUUUCAAAUUGACAAGGUACUGCUUGCCACAACCGUAUUGAGCAUUUUCAAUUCUGAUUUUGACAUUUCGCCUGCACCUCCCGAAUUGGAAAACUCAGCCUGCGGACUGUAGUAAUGAUUGAGAAGAGCGCUGAUUUAGUGUGUAUGCAAUGAACAAUGAUUAUAACGUGGCGUUGAUCGCGAAUAAAUGACAUAUCUCA
This is a messenger RNA of Amphibalanus amphitrite, 3254 nucleotides long. RefSeq lists its product as uncharacterized. The record is from RefSeq and is a predicted model, not a curated record. NCBI's taxonomy places the organism in Eukaryota, Metazoa, Arthropoda, Thecostraca, Balanomorpha, Balanidae. The coding region runs from base 228 to 2420 and encodes 730 amino acids. The transcript has 2 exons.